ACUUGAGUUUUUAUGCAAGAAAUAAUUUUAUUCUAUAAUGAUUAAUAGUUGACGAUUGGAUAAAAAAUUUUAAAAACCGCCAAAAAUUCGAAAGGUUAGCGCCAUGCUGGAGAACGGAAGACAUUAGCGACACGAGUGAGGAUCGAUGUAACUGAAAAGAAGUGAGUGAGACAAGACUAGUGGUCAGAGAGGAACGGCCAUGUUGUCGGAAAGUUGGGUUUGUAUUAAUGGGAUCUACGAUGUCGAUGAUAAUGCGUGCGAAGUAGUGUAAGUGUGUGCGCGCGUUUGAGUUACAUUAGUGUGCGUUGGCGCCUCCAAGAGAAGGGAGGUGGAGGCUCAUGACGGCCCUGGACCUCGUGCGUGCCGCUAGUAAAGUCCGAGCUUGUGGUUAGUGUGUAGUUGUCGGUCGUGACAGUAUCGCGUUAUGAUGUGCUUUGUUGCUAGUUAAAAAUCAACGACUACUUGGAAGUAAAAGCAACGAGUCAACGACAAAUAUAAUUAAUUGGUCUUGUAAACAAAUGUGGAUGACGAGAGUAACAAGAAACAAGAAGGCCAAGCUAACCAACCGGUGAGAUUUAUCGACAAGUGUAUUAAAACGCGCUUGGCAGUGAGUGUUAAAUGUAGUAAUUGUUAAAAUUUUGAAAGUUACCAAAGCGACGAUAAACUAUGAUUACCGUGGAUACAAGAAAUUAUGUCAAUCGCUGCUAGUCGAAAACGAAUGAGUGAUUGUUGUAAAUCAGUGUUAUGCGGUGCCAAAGCGCCGAAAGCCACGACGACGAGGAGGACAACGAGGAGGACAAGAACGAGAACGAGAACGAGGAGGAGAACGAGAAGGGAAGAAUUGGAGAAGCAACAGCUGGCCCAAGCGCAGGAGCAUUCGUAGCUUGUGAUUUUCUUCUUUGACUGUGGUCUCGAGUUGUUCAAGAGACUGAAGGAGAGGGUGAGAGAACGGGCAGUGAGAAGUCAAGCAGUAGUUUGUUGGUUCCAAGCGUCACACGCUAUUUCGAGUACACGACCGUGGCCCAGCGACGGUACAACGCUCUUCUUCUUCUUCGCCGGUAGUUCAACCAUUCUUGUUCACGUCAUCUCGUUCCUGGCUCUUGAGAACCAUCAACUGUCCACGUGUUGUGUACUUUAUUCAUCAACAAUUAAAAAUCAUACACCUGUAGGUGGAAUAAUUAUUCAAUUCACGUGGCAAAGUAUCAAAGUACUGGCCCCCAAAUGCACAAGCGGCUUAUCCUGUUUCAUGUUCAUGUUCUGGAGCAAACGGACGGUAUUAACUAGACGUCUGCUAAAGGCCAAGGUUCGCCGAGAGUAUGAAACCGAGUGUGAGACUCAAGAGGAUACAUCGACACGCAUCACUAGCACAAAUAGAGUAUCAGCUGAAGCUUCUGCUUGUUCUCCAGCAGUACAACAGCAUAAUAAAACGACCACUGUAGCAAAUUUACCUACUAGUUCUAGGAGAAGUGUUACAAGUCAACAUCAAGCUAAACGAACAACAACUACAAGCAACGUAACCACUCGAACUGGUGGACGUGGUACCCGGCUACAUCACGCUUGCUGUGGUGGUGCCGAUUCGCAAGACGAUCGUGACGACGAAGACGAAGAAGACGAGAGUUCAAACGAUAACGAAGACGAGGAAGCUGAUGAACGUUUAUUAAGGUGUAAAGAACUUCUUAAAACUUUGAAAGAAAAUCAACUGGAAAUGUUGCUUACAUCAAUUGAAAGUUACGGUGCCGAUUUAGGCUCAUGUGUUCUUGUUGCCGAAAGAUGUAUUCAAGAUUCAUCAGAACAAGAAGUAAAUAAUGAUCAACAGGAUCAUUGCCGACGUUAUCGUCACACUCAAAGAAAUUCUCGACAUCAUCAUCCUCUUCGUCAUCGACAUUCACAUCAUUUUACGCGGCAUCGUUCACGAUGUCGUCACUGUGAACUUCCUCAUGGUUUUACGAGUGGAGUUAAUGAAGACACUGAUGUACUAGAUGACACCUCGAGUCUUGAAGAACAACAUCGUUUACCAAUUACUGACACAAGACCAAGUUUUCUGCUACCACCAGCUCAUCUACUCUCCUGCCAGAUUUGGCGGUGGCCUGAUCUCAACCACUCAUCUGAGCUGAAAAAGCUACCAGUCUGUCAUUCCGCUAAAGAUCCAUCAUUUGUCUGCUGCAAUCCCUAUCAUUGGAGUCGACUCUGCAAACCUGAGUCGCCGCCACCCCCGUACUGUCUUACACCAGCGGAGAGAGGUGCAAUGAAACGCGAAGCUUCAGCUUGUGGUAUACAAUCACGUCAACCAGAUAACCGAUGUUAUGGAAAUACCACCGCACCCUUAAGACUUCCGGAAUCACUUACCACCGAUGGUGAAGACCGCACUGACUCGGAGAGAAAAGAGUGGUGUACAUUGGCAUACUGGGAACUUAGUGGUCGAGUUGGUAGACUUUAUCCUGUAGAAGCAUCAAUAAUAAGUGUCUUUGAGUCAGUUCAUGAUGGUGAUGGACUUUGCUUAGCAAGUCUUGCUGAGAAUCAUGGCUCUUCAGCAGCUGUUAGAAGGACGCGAAGUAAAAUUGGUCUAGGUUUGAUGUUGAGCCAAGAGGAUGAUGGUGUCUGGGCAUACAACCGGUCUGGUAGUCCAAUUUUUGUUAAUUCACCAACCCUUGAUGACCCAGAAUCGCGAACACUCUUAGUAUACCGAGUACCACCUGGAUUUUGUCUCAAUAUAUUUGAUAGAGCAAAAAGCCCACCGGUACGAUAUACUACUUAUAGUGAUCCACCAAAUGCAAGUGGUCCAGUUGAUGCUCAUUCUGUGAGGAUAAGUUUCGCCAAAGGAUGGGGUCCUAAGUACUCAAGACAAGAGGUCACUUCUUGUCCUUGCUGGUUAGAAGUUCUGCUUGCACCAUGCAGGUGAUCUUCUUGUUUCUAAUGCGUCACGCGAAUGUCGAUGCCGAUCGUGCCUUCCUCAACGAGAAAGAAUAAAAUGAAAGAGAACGGAAAUAAGAGUUACUUUGUAUUACGAAGAUGACCUGUUCUUUAUGACGAAGCCACUAGAGAGAAUACAAAUCUCUCUCUUCAUGCCUACGCAUUUCAAUAAUCAUGUGGAUAUAUAUAUUUUUUUUCUAUAUUCAUUUAUAAAUGAAUUGGUCAGUUGUACUACUAUAGUUGGCUAACUAGUCGACUUUUUAAUGAAUUGUACCUUAUAUUGUGGUCCAUGAUAAAUGUAACGUGAAUGGUUCCACAAUCAUUUAAGAAAAAACCUUCAUAUAUUAUUGGAUAAGAGAAUAUUAAAAAAAAAUCAUAAGAAUUUAUUAAAAAUAAAUAUUAACACGAUAACAUGGAUAAACGGGAUAUCCAUGUGUCGUUGCUUUACUGUUCGUUUAUUUAUUAAGUUUUUCUAGCUAUGAAAAGAUUCGUUUGUAAAUAAAAUUAUUUAUAAUACGUAUAUACACGCCAAUAAACGCGACGCUAAUUGCCAUAUAAUGUGGUUUGGUGAGAGUGUCAAAGAAUGAACAAGUUUGAUUGAUUGAAACCUCGUUUUGUAAUAUCCUGGAACAAUUUUAAAGGCUGCGUGACUGUUUUUAUUUGUAUGAUAUUGUCAUUUUUACAUACAAAAAUAAAAUGUAUGUAUUAUUUACGCUUUUUAAGAACGAAAUGUAAAAAAAAAUAUGUUAAUGGCUGAGUUGCGUCACCGUAAAAUUGCUGAUUAACAAAUAAUAGCGAUGAAAAAUUAAAACAAAUGUCUUUGUAAAAAAAUUUUAAAAAACAGUCCUCGAGUCUCAUGUUAAACCUCGCUCUUUUUAACUUUGGCUCAGGUAUUUUAUAAGUCGACAACAAUUGUUAUGCUCGAGUAUUGGAAAAUAUUUCAAUUAAAAAGACUGUAAACUACAGACUCUCAAAUAAAAUCGUCGCGACAAAGGAUUUGACGAGGAUUACAAAUGUCUAAUAAUAAUGAUAAUAACAAAGUCUAGCGUAAAAGUUGCCUCUGUGAAACAUUGUGCCUUUUAUAUAAAAUGUUGAUGAUAUGGAUCAUCGAAUUAGUCAGUAAAAUAACAAUGUAACGCGUUGUGACGCAACGUUAACGCAUUCGAUAAAUCAAACAAAUAUAAGAAUACCUAAGAAAACAGAGCCUUAUAAAUUUGGCCUGUUUACCGCAUAAAUUUGUCUGGUAUCCGCCAUUUCUGUAAACUUUUAUAAACAAUUUUCCCUCGUACUUUUUUUUAUACUAUUUAAUAGAUUGAACGAAUGAUGCCUUGAUUUUUUAUACCUGCCAAAAAAUAAAUUAUAAAAUUACUGUCAUGCAAUAAAUUUCUACUUAUCGAUUAUUAGUAGUAAUAGGUGAUAAUAAUUCAAAAAAAAAACAAUUGUUCUCAAAAUUUAAUGAAAGAGGGAAUUAUACAAAUAUUUAUAGAACCAUUUGUCGAGAUUUUAAGUAAACUUGAAAUGUAUUAUCUAUCGGCGGAUUUCUCGUGUAUGUUAUAAACAUUUAUUAAUGCUAUUAAUAGUACUAUUAUGAUGAUUAUUACAAUGAUAAAUAUAAAUAAUAAUUACAAUGAUUAAUAAUACAAUACAGUUUUUAGAUUAAAAUCAUCUUACAUCUACAAGUAUCGCCAAUAUCUUAUUCGUCAUCGUUGACGCGAUGAAAUUGAAUUUAAGAUGGCAAUAAUUAUUAAAAGCAAUAGCCAAGUGAUUAAUGAGGUGAUGCAAUUAUAAUAAAUUAACCGGAAUAUUUUACUCCGGAUUUAAUUUUUUUUUUAACUAAUAUUAUUUUCAAUACAUUUUUAUUCGAGUCGAGGACUGCGGCACGCGCAAUAUUUGUUACAUCUAGGUUUAAUAAUUUUUUCAUAAAACCUGGUGUACCAAUUGAUGACGAAACUAUUUGUAAUAUUAAACGAAAGUUGACUGGAUUUUGUUGAUUUCUAUUUAAAAAAGGAUAUGAAAAAUACAUGAGAUUAAAAAUUAUCUAAUGAUAAGCCUUUUUAUAUUUUCUAAAAAAACUUAUUUAUAAUAAUAUUUUUUGUGUCUAGAUGCAAGUUUUUCUUGACAGUGAUAAAAAAAGAAAGCAAGACUCUAAAUGCUAAAAAAAAAAAUAGAACAAUUCUUUCUAACAGUCAUUUAUUAUUAAUCAUAAUAAAAAAAUUUGUAUUAUUGUAUAUACUUAUAAAUGCUAACAAGAAAAAUGAAUACUUUAUAACUAGUGUCUAUAAGUAGACCAAAAGCAAUAUUGAUGCUUAUAGUACCAAUCCUUCCGAAAUAAGACGUCAUAAAAAUUGUCAAAGCACUGAAUCCAAUUUAGUGAAUUGGAAGUAUAUCCACAACAACGCUAUUAAGUACAAUGUUUGCUGCUGUGAGUGCUGCUGAAAAUAUACUAGCUACGACAAGAAUUUAAGUAGAUGAUUUGACAAAGUAAAUAGCAAAGCCUGCAAGUCUGGCUACCAGUGAUGUUGUUACUAUAAAAAUAACAGUUGAUGAAUAAAUAAAUAAAUCUUUAUGUUUAUUA
Messenger RNA from Chelonus insularis, 5485 nucleotides. RefSeq names its product Daughters against dpp (gene Dad). The transcript has 6 exons. The record is from RefSeq and is a predicted model, not a curated record. Gene Ontology annotation, cellular component: heteromeric SMAD protein complex. Gene Ontology annotation, biological process: SMAD protein signal transduction; anatomical structure morphogenesis; cell differentiation. Gene Ontology annotation, molecular function: I-SMAD binding; transcription regulator inhibitor activity. The coding region runs from base 1247 to 2899 and encodes 550 amino acids. Lineage: Eukaryota; Metazoa; Arthropoda; Insecta; Hymenoptera; Braconidae.